Hemiscyllium ocellatum (epaulette shark) is the source of this 5816-nucleotide messenger RNA. RefSeq names its product zinc-binding protein A33-like. NCBI's taxonomy places the organism in Eukaryota, Metazoa, Chordata, Chondrichthyes, Orectolobiformes, Hemiscylliidae. The coding region runs from base 1 to 1431 and encodes 476 amino acids. The record is from RefSeq and is a predicted model, not a curated record. Gene Ontology annotation, molecular function: protein binding; zinc ion binding. The transcript is spliced from 6 exons.
AUGGCAACCAGGCAGCAGGGAGAGAGUUGGACCAAGGAGACGAUUUGUCCCAUUUGCCUGGCUUUUUUCAACGAUCCGGUGACACUGGAUUGUGGCCACAAUUUCUGCUGCUCCUGUAUCACCCAGAGUUGGAAAAAGAAGGAGAUAAACUCCUGCCCGGAAUGUAGAAGCGAGUUUCCGGAAAGAAACCUCAGGGUAAAUCGAGCCUUAGCGAAUCUGGCCGAGAAAGCUCGAGAAUUAACGUUGAACCCGAAAGAUAACACAAGUAAACUUCAGUGUGAGGAACAUCAGGAAGAUCUGAAGCUGUUUUGUGCAAUUGACAAGAAAUUGAUCUGUCUGAUUUGUCGAGAUUCGCGGGAACACAAAUCUCACAAUUUUCUGCCAAUUACGGAAGCUGUUGAAAUCUAUAAGGGUCAUCUUCAAUGUUCAUUGGAUUCUCUCACAAAGAAGAAGUCAGAGACAAUUGAAGCAGAACUGACCCAGAAACGGAAGAUUUCCGAAGUGAGGGAACAGGCGAGCAGUCUGCAGACCCACAUCACAUCCGAGUUCACUAAAAUGCACCAGAUUCUCACUGAGAAAGAGCAGCGUUUACUCAGAGAUCUCAGGGAAGAAGAGGAGAGGAUUGUAGAACCAAUGGAGAAAAACCUUCGAGAGAUUCAGGAGAAUUUAAAUUCUAUUGAGCAGAAACUCUCAAAGUUGCAGAAACAGAUGGAGCAAAAAGACCACCUGAUAUUUCUAACGGAGGAAGUUAACCAGAAAUGGAGCACUGGUGACGACAUUCAAAUGAUAACAGUUGUAUCAGCCGUUCUACCCAUCGAAACGUUCAAGGGCCCUUUACAAUACAUGGCUUGGAAGAAAAUGAUUGACUUCAUUCAUCCUGCUCCAGCCUCUCUGACUCUGGAUCCGUGCACAGCGCAUCCACAACUCAUCCUGUCUGAGGACCGAACCAGCGUGAGACAUAAAAACCAACGGCAGUCUCUCCUUAGAAGCCCACGGAGGUUUGAUUCCUGGGCCUUUGUACUGGGUUCCAAGGGAUUCACAUCUGGGAGACAUUACUGGGAGGUGGAGGUUAGGGACAAGACUGAAUGGGGCGUUGGAGUGACCCGAGAAUCUGCAAAGAGAAUGGGGGGAAUCGACCCAAAACCUGAGUCAGGGUAUUGGGUGGUGGGACUGAUCUCAGGAAAGGGCUAUUUUGCUCUUACAUCCCCGACAGCCCUCUGCCUCAAGCCAGAUGUGAAUCCCCAGAAAAUUGGUGUUUUCCUGGACUAUGAGGGUGGACAGGUAUCAUUUUACAAUGUGGAUAACAUGUGCCAUCUCUACACUUUCACCUGCACUUUCACUGAAAGGAUCUUUCCCAUCUUCAAUCCAGGAUGGAAUUUCGAUGGCAAAAAUUCUGCACUUCUGACAAUCUGUGGGCUUAAAGGUCACUAACUGAUCCAUCCCAUAAUUUUGCACACCCUCAUUAUCUCCUACCAGCUGUCAACUGAUGGGUUUCUGUCACAGUCAUAAAUGGGGGCCCUAUCCAAAUGCAAUUUGAGUACAAUCGAGUGACAAUAUCGUCUUGGUGAUCUUUUUCUGUUCAAAAUUGAAGCUAAACAGUGUCUACUGUAAAAUUUACUGGGGUCCUGUAAAAUUAACUGAACAUUCAUAAUUCCAUCAAGGAUGAACUGAUGUUCACUCAGAGAGCUGAAAUAAAGGUUUGACACAAAACUAUAAUCUGCAGCUGAGAAAAUAAACAUUAUGAGAAAUAGGUGAAAAGGACAGUUUGAGAUGGAGCACCGGGGGAAGAAUGUGAAACGGGAACUAAUCAUAGUGCAGUAAAUCAAAUCGUUUUCUUGGGAACAUAUUUGUCUGGCACUAUCAGCAACACAGCAAACCCCAGAGGAUAAAAAUGAGCAGAAUACUUCAGUUUGUCAAUGUACAUGAUGGAGAGUGAAUAGGAUCAUCAAUUCUACAAAGAAGAGCUGAGUUUACAUUCCACUUAUAAACCUGGUAUUAAUACUGAGAACUGAAAGAUCAGCAAGGAGCACUGCAGGACAGGAGGAAAGGAGGAAGGGGAGAGAAGGAACAAACAGCAGCUCAAUUGCAGAUAUAGGCUUACUCACUUAACCUCUAUCGUAAGCAAAAUGUUGGAAGCUAUAAUUAAGCAUGUCUUAACAGGGCACUUGGAUGCAUUCAUAGAGUCAUAGAAUCUUACAAAUAUAUGGUAAAGAAGAGGCAUUUCAGGCCAAUGAGUUUCAUUGAUGAAAAGCUACUCUCAAUUUACACUAGUUCUACAUUCCAGUGCACAGUCCAUACCCUUGAAUGGUAUGACACUAACUAUUCAUCCAAGUACUUCUUAAAGGUUGUGAGAUUUCACAAAUGCCCUCACAGGUGGUGCAUAACAGAUUUCCACCAAGCCUUUGGGUGACCUUUUCUCCUUGAGUCCCCUAUAAACUUACUGUCUUUUACAUUAAAAUUAUGUUUCUUCUUUGCUAAUCCUUUAAACUGAGCAGGACAGCUGCUUUCCAUCCACCCUCUCCAUACCUGUCAUAAUCUUAUAGCAGGGCACCCCUCAACUUUCUCUGCUGUAUACAAAACAAACCAAGCUAUCCAGCCUGUCUUCAUAACCAAACUGCUCAUGCCAGGCAACAUUCUGGUGAAUGUGUUCUGUACCCACUCCAGUGCAAUCAAAUCCUAUAAAGCAGAUGACCAGACUUUUACACAGUUCUCCAACCAAAGACCUGACAAGUUCCAACAUAAUCUCUCUGCUCUUGUAAUAUAAGUCACUACUGUUAACAUCGAAUAUCACGUAUAUUGUCUUAACUAACGUAUUAUCCUGUCUGACUGCUUUUGGGAUUUGUGCAUAACCACCCUAUGAUCCCUGUGUUCCUCAGAGGUCUCUAGUGUCCUGCCAUUCAAUGCUUACUCCUUUGCCUUCGUCUUCUAUAGAGCAUCACCUCACACUUAAUGAGGGUUAGAUUUCAUCUGCCAGUGGUUUACCUAACCAAUCUGCCUAUUUUAACUGUAACUUUCUUUCUCACUGCAAAUCUUAGUGUUAUCUGCAAACGUACUUACCAUGCCCCUCACCACAUUCUAAUCCAUCACAAACAACAAAGGAUCCAGGACUGAUGCCUGCAGUAUGCCACUGGACAAUAUCCUCCAGUUACACAUACAGAUUUCUACCAUCACCCUCUUUAUCUGACCAAUAAGCCAUUUUAAAAUCUAAAUUGUCACAUUAUCCUGGCUCCCAGCUACCUGAGUAUGUUAAAAUUAACCUCCUGUGUGGGACCUUCUCAAAGUCCUUGCCAAAAUUCAUAUAAACUACAUCAAGUGUGAUAUAAUCAUUGAUACACCUGGUCACCUCCUCAAAAACUUCAAUUUUUUGGGAGUAGGCCAUUCUACCCUUCGAUCCUGCACCACCAUUCAUUAUGAUCAUGGCUGAUCCUCCUCAAUCAGUAUCCGGUUCCUGCCUUAUUUCAAUAACCCUUGAUUCCACUAUCCUUGAGAGCUCUAUCCAACUCUUUCUUAAACAAAUCCAGAGACUGGACCUCCACUGCCUUCUGGGGCAGAGCAUUCCACACAGCCACCACUCUCUGGGUGAAGAAGUUUCUCUUCAUCUCUGUCCUAAAUGGCCUACCUCUUAUUUUUAAGCUGUGAAAAUGUUAAGCAUGACCUCCCUUUGAAAAGGCUAGCAAGCCCUGAUUAAACUUUGCCUGUCCAAAAAGAGAUUCAUUUUUUCAAUGGAAUGAACAUAAAAAUAUCUCUAGAACACUAAUUCUGUUCCUUGCCACAGAAGCUGUUUGAACUAUUGGUCUAGCCAAUGUCCUCUACAGCUGCAAUAUGCCCUUCCAACUCCUAUACUCAAUGCACUGACCAAUAAAGCCGAGCAUACCAAACGCCUUCUUCACUACCUUGUCUACCUGUGAACUCAGGCCAACCCAGAAACUUCCUGCUGCCACAAUAAGUUUGAGAAAUACAGAAGCCAGUUCAUCAAAAGCACAAUCCCAAAGAGAGAAAAUGAAAUGAAUCACAGUUUGAUCUCUCUUUGACAGUUCUGGUUGUUUGAAGAAUGUUAGUCUGGACACCAGGACUAGUCCACUGCUCCCCUUUACCACGAGAUCUGAAUCAGUCACUUUGUAACUUUGCUCCCUGAAAGGACUGAGCUGAUCACAGGAACAUGGAUGUGCCCUUUACUCCUGCAAGCAUUUUCUACCAUUCUAUUCGAUCAUAACUGAUCGCAUAUUCUUUCAUCUAGUUCAGUUUCAGUUUCUUGAUCUCUUGGAAACUUGUGUCUUGGAUAUUUGUCUCUAUAUCCAUGGUCUUUUGAGGGGGAACAUUCCACAUUUCGCUAACAUUAGUUUUGAAAGAGCAAACAUUGAAAUUUCACGCCAGGAAAAUCCAAUUUUAUCUGCAAAAACAUGACAACUCCCCACUGAUGAUGGGGAGAGUAUGUUCAUCCACAGAAAAGAUUACUGUCACUCUCAAACUUCCUAGAUUUUUCUGUCACCAAAAUUAACCGAGGUAAAUUCUGCAAGGUUGUGUAAUUAAUCUAUGGAAUUCCAAUGAAAGAUUUCCAUUUGCAAGAGCAUAGGAGUAGGAGGCCAUUCAUCCCUUCAAACCUGUUCUGCCAUUCAAUAAGAUUACAAUUAAUCUGUGACCAACUGCCAUAAUCUGCCUGGGGACCAUAUCCCUUAAUAACUUUUAUUAAGAGAUAGAGUCAUAGAAUUAAACAUGAUGGAAAGAUACCCUUUGAUCCAAAUCACUGGUGCCAAUCAGACAUCCCAAUCUGACCAAAUCCCAUUUCCCAGCAUUUAACCCAUAUCCCUCCAAACCCCUCCUAAUCAUAACUCCAUUCAGAUGCCUUUUAAAUGUUUUAAUUGUACCCUCUUCCACCACUUCCCCUUACAGCUUGUUCCAGAGACACACCACACUCUGCAUGAAAAACCUACCCCUCAGGAUAUUUUUAAAUUGUUCCACUCUGCCUUAAACUUAUAUCAUCCAGUUUUGGACUCCCCCACUCUCAGGGGAAAAAAAUACCUUAGUUGUUCACCCUAUCCAUGCCACUCAUGAUUUUAUAAACCUCUACAAGGUCACCUCCUCAGCCUUUGAUACUCUAGGAAAGAAAAGCCCCAGCUUAUUCAACCUCUCUGCCUUGUGAAUCUAUUCUGCACCCUCUCAAGUUUAAUAUCAGUUUCUGAUUUUAAAUGAAUAAUUACAGCAAUAUUAAUUUGUGAAACAGAAUUCCAAACCUCUAAUACCAUUUGUUGUGUUUCCUGAUUUCACACAUGAAAUUUCUGCCUCUGAUGUUUAGCCUAUGAUUCCUAAUCCUAGGUACUGUGAGGAGCAAAGAUAGUUCCUUCCAAGACAGAAAGGUCAGGCAAGAAAUAUCUGUUGAAGCAUGGAAUCUCUUUUCACUAUAGCAGCUUCUCUGCUAAUAGCAGGUUCUGACUGCCUGCUAAAACAAACUGAACUAGAAAAAAGCCUGAAUUGGGACUACUGGCUGCUCCCUUGCCAUUGUUAAAGUAGCCAUUUCCAGACAUAUCGGCGUCACUGCCUUUAUGCCCCCUCUCGAUUUAAAAAAAAGACAAAUUAACCUUGUUAAAGGGCAGCAUCAUCACAAACAAUAAUAUUACUAAAAAGAAAUAAGCUGGAAAUGCAUGUUAUAGACAGAAUAAUUGCACAGUGGACCAUGAACAUAUGUGAUCACACAAACAAAGAAGAUAGGAGCAGGAGUACACCAUGCAACCCUUCAGCCUGCUCCACCACUCGAUAUGAUGGUUGAACAUCAAACUCAAUAUCCCAAUCCCACGUUUCCCCUUAAUCUUUGAUUCCUC